CAUGGUUAAAGUUUCUUUACCACGUGGUGCGCAGUGUCUCCGUGCACGCGCUUGUGUGCGUGCGCAAGGAGGAUAAAAGCGCGUUGGAGGCGCGCGGGAGGCGUCAGGCUCACCAUGCCAGGCUGCCCGCCGGUGCUCCGUGUCCGCACCUCCGAGCCGGCGCGCCUCCGUCUGUCGGACUCCCGCGCGGAGUCUCACUGAUCCGCGGACGAUGCGGCUCCUCGCGCUCUCCUCUCUGCUCCUGCUGCUCCUCGGCUCAGGGCUGGCUCUGCAGAUCCAGUGUUACCAGUGUGAGAUGACGCACGACUGCUCCACGCCAGAGUUCAUCGUCAACUGCACCGUGAACGUGCAGGACAUGUGCCAGAAGGAGGUCCUGGUGAAGGAGGACGGUGUGCACUACCGAAAGUCCUGUGCCUCAUCUGGAGCUUGUCUUAUCGCCUCUUCUGGUUACCAGCAGUUCUGCACCGGGAAGCUCAACUCGGUCUGCAUCAGCUGCUGUAACACACCGCUGUGUAACGGACCACGCCAGAAGAAGCGACCCCAGCCAUCUGCUGCCAUCACCCUUAACACGCCACGGCUUCCUGUGCUUUCUUUCAACAUCAUCAUCCUACUUUCCUCUAUCCUGUGCUGACAGAACUUUGCUAAGACGUGCGUUGAAACAAACUGAAACUGUACAAGCUCUGCCAUACAUGCUUCGAAAUGUAUACAAGAGAAGGCUUUUUACAGCAUUUGUUCUCCUGAGUCCUGGCUUUCUGUUGCAACAAAAACAACACACUAGUGGACAAAGUUAUCGCCAUGUGUCAUGUCGUGAAUAUGGGUAAGAUGAGGUGGAGAACAGUGCCGUGGAUAAAACAGCUUCCAGCAGAGGGUUCAUGAACGUCUGUCUCUAUUCAUGUACGCUGCAAGGUGGAAAAAGACAAACAGCAAAGAUAGCAUGUGUAAUUUCCAGAAUAAAUCUCUUAUUUCUGCUCUAUCAAUAGGUAAAUGAAUGGGGGAAAAAACAAGUUUUGCAGUGUAUUCACCAACUGAAACAAAACAUGUAUGACAUCUCCCAAAUUAACAUGACUUAUUUAACCUCUUGGCAUCUACCAUGUUGUUAACAAACCACUGUGAUAAGUAUUGGGUUGGAGAAGAGGAUGUUACCUCUAAAAACAAUUCUUUAUAUGGGGUUUUGCCUUUAUGUUCUAUUAAUAUGGUAUAAUUUGAACUAAACAGGUUCAGAUUCCACAUAAAGUUCACUAGUGACCUUUUGGCAUUGAGAGGCUAUUGAUAAAUUAAAUGAUAAACAAACAUAAAAUGAUAGAAAAACAUUUCUUUUAAUUUUAACAACCAUUUCAGCCUCUUAGCAGGUAUUUUACAAAGAGAAAGAUGUUGACUCACACUGCCUGGCCAAAAAGAAAUUUGAUAAACACCUUUGAAGAAGGGACAAAUUUGCAGUGGCAUCAUUUCAAUUAACAUUUAUUUCCUUUCAGAUUUUCAUUAAUUAUUUUGCCAAGAUCUUGUACUGAUGAUGGCAGAAUCACUCCAGCAUAUCCCAAAGAUUCUCAGUGGUUUAAGAUCUGGAUUCUGUAGUGGUCAAUCCAUAUUCGAAAAUGAUGUCUCAUCCUCCCUGAACCACUCGUUCGUUUCCUUAAGGCUACACACAGCUCUUUGGUCCUACUCCCUUGAAUACUUUAAGUACUGUGGGAGUGGAAUGCUCUGACUUCACAGAACAUUUAACUGAUUGCUGAUCACGAUCUUUUCCAGACACAUUUCUUCUUUGGAGAUGACGGUUAACUACCGUAUUGGACAAUACUUAGCUCAUUUUUAGACAAGCCAUUAAUUUGACCCUUUCGAAAAUGAGUAACAUUAUUUCCACAACCACGGGAUCUGUCCCCAGACGAGGUUGGUUAAGAAAACAGAAGCUACUGGCUGCACCAGUUAGGGUUCAGAAACCUGUUGCUGUAGUAAUUUUCCUAUUUGCUUAGUCAAAUCCAGGUGGUGGCUUUUUGUUGGCCAGGUAGUGUAUGUUCUCAAACAGUCGUCACAGUAUCUUCAGGUAGCUAAAAUAAGACCUUUAUGCAGUAAGUAUGUAGUAAUAAGGGGUGCUGAACUUGUGACUGACAGGACAAUAAGAAUGAGACUUCAGAGAGCCAAAGAGGUCAUAUAAAUCUCCUCAACACAGCAAGCUUUGACUUUGCUUUAAAGUCUUAAGGUUGGCUGUAGCUGAAAUUUGUUGCCAUAUGGAAUUUAUUUUAAAGAUUGAGAUGAGCAGUCACUCUAUGUGGGAAACAUCUAUGUGCAAACUAAUGAUAAAUUAAUAAAAUCUGCAAACAUUUACUUUGAAUCUAAGCAGAAAAAGUAAUUACUUACAUUUACUUUAUAUAUUUAAAUACUUCACAGCCGUGAUCGAGCUUGGGAUUCAACCUGAGGAUGGCUGCUCUUUAACAAGUGGUUUAAACUUGACUGUUUUUGACCACUGUGUGACGUAUACAGAGUGUGAUUAAUGUUUUUGUGUUGGUAAUAAUGAAUUAGUUUUCCAUAAUGAAUGAGGUUAUUUUAUUAUAUGGUUAUUUAAAUGCACGCACCCCUCUCUUUUUGGGGAUGCUCGUGAGGUCAGUGGUUUUCAGACCUGUUCUGGCAUGCCCCAUACCCCACAAGUUUUACAACCCUCAACAUUUUUAUCUGAAUAAGUAUAUUAUUAAAAUAAAGGUAAAUGUAGCAUCAGCAUACUCUUAAUUCCAAUUAGUUUCAUUUUGUAUUUUCCCCUGGCUCUGCGCCCCACAGUUUGAGAACCACUGCUUUAGGCAAAGGUCCAAAUAUGUGAUACGUUUUAAAGACUUCUCAAAUAGCUGCAAGCAACAAACACAACUUCAGCUCCUCAGGAUUCUCGGCAGUAAUGUCCUGACCGAAUACUCCUGAUGUUGUCCGGAGUUCAUGUAUGAAAACCUCUCAGCUAGUUUAGGCCUCUAAAUGAAACAAAGUAAAAAUUAAAAUAAUUCCAAAUGAGACACAAAGAUGGAUGCAGCCACUGUGAUGUGACCCAUUGGACUGUGUAUGACCCAGUUAAUCCUUCGUUUUGGCUUUAAUUUGACUGUAACUUACAAAUUAACAUCAUUUUGUAUUCAGUAUGACUUAAAAAUAGCCACUGAGGCCAUACUGUCAUCAGGAAAUCGUUUUUUACUGAGGUCAUAGAUCAGAGGUCAGAAACCUGUGGCUGUUUUGCCCAUGUCCAGUGCCUCCCUGUGGGUUUGAUAAAAAAUUAAUCUGUAUAUGGAAAUAAAUAUAAUAAACACAUCAGAGAAUUUGCAAGUUUGUGGACAAAUUUGAUUGCUUUCGCUACCAACAGGUUUUUUUUUAACUUAAAACUAAUUUGAUUUUCCUUCACUUCACAAAUGUUCUCUUUAGUGGUUAAUAAAAAUAGGUAACUAUCUUAAUUUUUAUUAUCCUAGUUCUAUAAUGUCAUAAAUCCAUCAUAAAUGUGGCAUUAUUGUUAUGAAAAUGCAAAGUUAAAAUACCAAAUAGUCAUACAAAGUCACUGCAGACUAGUUUUAAUUAUUUAUACCUAUUCAUAAUGUUGAUAUGCUUGUUUAUGGCUCAGCUCCCUUUUGAUAAUAAAUUUUGCUGACCCCUGUCAAAGAUCAGGGGAACAGAGGGCCAUUUUUUCAUACACUUCAAUACAGCAUGACUUCUUUUUCAAGUCAGCCACUGAAAAUAAUGCCGCUUUGAGGCACGUCCUGCCCUUUUCGGACCUAUUCAGUCUAUCCUGAAACCUCAAAUUCCUCGUCGAAAGUUGCAUUUUUGUGCCAUUGCCUCCCUGCUGUCUCUGCCUCGCUGCCUAACGACAUCAGAAACAGUUGUGUUUGUUUCAGGAAGGGACGCUUCAGCCAAUUUGGGCCAUGUAGUUCUCACUGUUUCACCACACCUCUGUGUUUUGUGCUCUGUAAUGUUUACAGGAAAAUGUUGGCACUAAAAUGUGGAAAAAUUGUGAGUGACAGUUCAGAGGGUGCAGUGUGUUUAUCACUAUAAAUAAAAAGCUGUUUUUGUUGGAAAUUAUCUUACUGUCACAGUGAUUUGGAAAAAAGGAGGACAGCACCAGCUCAGCUUUCUAGGCUGCUCCGAAAAAUAUCCCAAAUCUAAUCCAGUUGACUGUGAGAUGCAGUUA
This is a messenger RNA of Oreochromis aureus, 4144 nucleotides long. RefSeq names its product ly6/PLAUR domain-containing protein 1-like. Gene Ontology annotation, biological process: acetylcholine receptor signaling pathway. Gene Ontology annotation, molecular function: acetylcholine receptor inhibitor activity. The coding region runs from base 212 to 631 and encodes 139 amino acids. Lineage: Eukaryota; Metazoa; Chordata; Actinopteri; Cichliformes; Cichlidae. The transcript has 3 exons. The record is from RefSeq and is a predicted model, not a curated record.